AUGUCAGAAAAUGCCAACAGCUCACGCCCUCAUCAUCAUCAACAGACAGACCCUGACAGCAUCAAUGGUGCUUCUGGAGGCCAUUCACCGACCUCGCCCUUCUCACUGGUGCCCUCACUGGCUCGCUCAGUAAAUUCCUCCAUCGAGGACAACUCUCAACCGCAAUCAAUUGUAGCUCACACUGAGGUCGUUGAAGGUCAGCAAAAGCCCUUGAGUGUUCUCGCGGAGGAAAUGGAGGCAUACUUCCAACGCUCAUCUGUUAACUGGAAACUAUCGAAGAUACUGCCUCCUCGCCCGUCCGCCGACCGGGACUCGUCUGAGCUGCAACUCCCGGAAGCAUGGAAGAAACUGCAGGAGUAUUCGCAGCAAAACAUUCUCUCGCUUGCUGCUGGGGAUACUGGUAUUACUCCUAUGGAGGUGGGAUGUCCGAGAAUUAUUGUUGCAAUGGUCACUCUUCUUCGUGUCGUCGUUGACGAGGUCAACCAGUGCAUUGGGGAAGAUACGGGUUAUUCUCGUGUUAUUGUUAGAAUCAAUAAUCUUCUCGCCUCCUUGGAGAAAGCCUUGAAUGUCGCAGAAACCGACUUUGUCGUAGAUUCCCGGAUCGUGCUUGAUGAUUUGGCUGAGGCCGUCGUUUACAUGAUAAACGAUGUGUCAGAGAUGCGUUCCGAUACGGAAUGCUCUGUUCCGUCAAGAAUCGUGGUCGCAGAGAAGGCUGUAGUUCAUGCAGAAGCGCAAUUCGACCGCACGUUGACACACUAUGUUCUGAUUCGUCUUCUCACAUCGCACAACAGAAGGGAGUAG
This is a messenger RNA of Desarmillaria tabescens, 801 nucleotides long. RefSeq lists its product as uncharacterized. Bases 1 to 801 code for a protein of 266 amino acids. The record is from RefSeq and is a predicted model, not a curated record. The transcript has 8 exons. NCBI's taxonomy places the organism in Eukaryota, Fungi, Basidiomycota, Agaricomycetes, Agaricales, Physalacriaceae.